Molecule: messenger RNA, 7386 nt
Organism: Plasmodium berghei ANKA
Lineage: Eukaryota; Apicomplexa; Aconoidasida; Haemosporida; Plasmodiidae
Product: conserved Plasmodium protein, unknown function
Exons: 1
Coding region: 1-7386 (2461 amino acids)
Source: RefSeq, a predicted model, not a curated record
AUGAAUCUAUUUUCUAAAACUGGGAUAAAUACUAAUAAUAUAAAUUUUUGUGAAUCAUAUUAUUCAAAAAAUGCGAAUAAAAAUAAAAACGAUGAUAUAAUUAGUAGAAUGGAUUUAUCGGAUAAUAGCGCGAUAAAAAAAUAUAAUGGAUUUGGAAGGGAUGAUAAAAAUAAUAUUAGUGAUGGUGAUAUACAAUCAGAAAAUGAAUAUUAUUCUAAUCCCAAUCUUUAUAAUUCCGUGAAAAAUUUUUAUGAUAAUUUUUCUAACAAAAAUAAGGAAGGUAUAGAAAAUACAGAAAAUAGUUAUUUCGGUUUUUUGAAUAAAAAUGAAUACAGUGGUGAUAAUUAUGAUAACUUUCCAGUCGAAGAAUAUAUAAGUAAUAUUAAAAAAAAGAGCAUGCCGAAUUUUAAGCAAUAUUUAAAGGAGCGUCUAAACGACGCAAUGAAAAAUGAUGAGGAAAAAAAUGGAAUAAAAAAGAAAAAAAUAUAUGAAAAUACGCCCAUCACAAAUAAUGAUUGCAUGGAAAAUGAUUAUUUGAAGAAUCUUAAUGGAAAUAAUACUAAUGAUGAUAUAUUUAAAUAUAAUAAUUUAAUUCAUUCUUCUAAUUUUUUGAAAUAUUUUAAUGAUACAGAAUGUCGAAAUGACCAUGGUAGUUUUGACUUAUUUGGUAUUAAUAAAACACAAACACCUUCACAACAAAUCCAUUUAUUUGAAAAUGAAAAAAAUUAUAUAGAGGAAGAUAAUGAAGCGUUAGAGAGAACGAAAAAAACAAAAAGAGGAAGGAGAAGAAAAAAUACAAAACCGACUAAAUCAAAAAAUAGAAAAAAUGAAAAUUUUAUAGAUUAUCAAAUAGCUAAAGAGACCUGGAAAAAAUCCAAUAGUAAUGAAUCUAAAUUUAUAGAUGAUGGAAUUAUUACGAAAAAAAAAAGUAUAUUAGAAGAUACAAGGGGAAAUUAUAUAUACAACGAAGACAAUGAUGAUUUAGAAUAUAACGAUAAAAAUUAUUACUAUAAAAAAUAUUUAAUAAAUAAUAUAUUUUCCAAUAUAUCAAAAAUUGCAUCGAAUAAUAAGAAUGAAGAAGUAUAUGAAGAGAAUGAUGACGGCAUAACAAAUUUUAUUUCAUCAAAAAACAUGAAUCAUAAUAAUGAAAAGGUUUCAGAAGCAUUCCCUUUUCACCAAAAUUUGAAUGCUUUACAGGAUUUUGAAAAUGGGUAUAAACAAAAUGUAGGAAGUCGUAAUGCUAGAUAUAACAAAAAUUACUAUGUUAUCAAAGAAGAAAAUAAUGCAAAUAGUAAUAGUAGUAAUACUGAAAAUAAUAUUAGUGACAAUUAUAAUAACUAUACCAACUACAAUGAUGAUUGCAAUAGUACAUCGAAAAACCCAAUGGAACGUUUCCCCAAAUUUUCAGAUGAUAAUAAAAAUGAAUAUACUAAUAUUAAAAGAUAUUAUGAGUAUAAGAAAUCUUUUGAUAAAAUAAAUGACGAUAUUUGUGUCGAUUACGAUAUCAAUAAUAUUAAACAAGCCAAUUAUGUGCAUUCUCCAAGUAUUACUACUUCUAUUUCUAAAACCAGAACAAGCAUAAAUAAUACUAGCAACGAUGAUUUGAAUAAUAAUAUGAAUAACGAAGACAUUUUAAACGGAAAAAAUAGUUAUAAUAAACAUGAAAAAACUUUAAGUAGCUAUAUAUGUGACAAACAUAUCAAUUCAAAUGAUAUAAAUAAUUUUUGUAAUAAUAAUCAUUGUUUAAAUAUAGGAACAAAUAGUAAUGAAAUAAUUGGCAAUAAAGAAAAUGUAGAAAAUUAUUAUUCAAUGAUGCAGUGUAUUUCAAAAAAAAAAAAACAGUAUACAUCAGAUAGUGAUGAUAAUUGCAAUAAUUAUUAUCUUUUAAAAACGAAAAAAAAAAAUACAGGCACAGAAAAUUGUUCAAUUAACGAUAAAUUUAUAACAAACGAUAAUAAUGAUAUUGAUAAUAAUUUUCCCAAAAAUAUACAAAUAAAUUCGUUUUAUAACAAAUUAGAUCGUGAUAAUAAUGCUCGUAAUAUAAUUAGUAAUAAACCAUAUAAUUUUUACAAUUACAUGUUUGGAAAUAGUUCUAAAAAUAUUGAUUCUGAUACCGAUAUAAGCAGUGCAAUCAAAGAUAGUAACAUUGAUAAUGCCAUCGAAAAUCAUGUAAAUAAUAAUCUCAAUAAUAAAAUAAGUAGUAAUUAUUUUCUAAGAACACAUAUACGUAAUAAAAACGGGCAAGAUAAUACCGGUAGUUAUCCACGCCACGAAAUACAACUACCCAACAAAAAUAUAACAAAAAGCAGUCGGAUUUAUGAUGCUCACUAUGAUAUUUUGAAAAAUUACAGUAAAAUUCAUAAUUGUGAUAUAAAUAUGAAACAUUAUAAUGGACUGAAUGAAAAGGUUUAUUCAUACUGUAGAGGUGAUGGUGAGACUAUCAAAAAAAACAAAAACACCCUAUAUAAAAUAUGGGAGGAAGAGGAAGAAGAGCCUCAACAAGGCGAUGAUGAAAUGGACGAAGAACAUGAAAACGGUACUGAUCAUUACAAUAAUAUGCAUAUUUCGAGUAGGCAUAACAAAUUUUUACAUAAUAGUAAUAUGCUUAGUAGAAAAGCAUCACAUAUGAAUGGCGGAAUAUUGACAUUUCCUUUUUUAAAAUAUGAAAACAUGAAUAGUAAAAUCGUGGGGAAUAAACCCAUUAGAAUCCCUAACCUUCAUAAUCUGAACAAUACACACAAACAUCACCGUUAUAAUAUAAAAAAUAAAAACCGUGAGAACAUAUAUACUAAUUAUAGUGGCAAUAAUAAUAUAAGUUCAAGCUUUUCAAACGAUGAACAAAGUUCUGAAAAAAAAAAAAAUGAAAAUAACAUUUUACAAAAUAUGGGCAUGCACAUUUUAAAAAACAAUGGCAUUAACAUUGAAGAUGAUAGUGAUGAUAAAAUUAGCAGCAAUAAUUUUGAGGGUAAUUAUCCUAGUGAGGGAGGCGAAAAUAAUUUAAUAAAAAAUUGUUUUGGUACACACUCAAAGGAUAAUUAUAUUGACAAAAAAUUACAAUUAAUAUUAGAAGAAAAAAAAACGAAUAGGGGCAUUGAAAAUCAAUUAAUUUCGAUGCCAAGUAAUAAUAUAUACAAUAUUUGGAAUAAAAAAAACGAGGGAGUAUACGAUUAUUGUAUGAAUAAUUCAGAUACCGAAAAAAAAAAAUUUAAAAAUACUCUUGAAAAUCGUAAUUAUUCGAACGAAAUCGCUAAGGCAAGGGCAUUUGAGUCCUCACCUUCCGGGGUUGCGUUAUCAUUACCGAAUGGCUGGAUAAACAGACAAAAAUUAAGUGUAAGCAAAAAAAUUGAAAUUAUCAAAAAAAAUGAAAAUAAUAACGACCGAAAAGUUAUUCACAAUUUAUCAAAUAUUGUCCCAAAUAAAUACUUUGAAUAUUUUAACAAUUCUUUUUUGCAAAAAAAUAAUAAUUUUUGUUUGCAUCAUCUAAAGUUGUUUAAUUUAAAUAAAUUGAAUGAAAAUAAAAAAUUAAAAGAACAAAAUUUAUUAAAUAUAAAUAAUAAUAACAAUAACAAUAUUAUUAAUAAUAAUUAUAAUAGCACUGGAAAUCAUAUAAACAAAAAUAUAUGUGGAAAUAAAAGGAAUACCCUCGAUAAUAGACGAAAUAAUAUCAAACACAUUAGUAGUGACGAUAAUAAUGGCGAAAGUCAAUUCAUUAAUUUAAAAAAAAAUAUAAAUAAGAUAAAUAGCGAUAAAUAUUUUAAUUUUAUUGCCAAUUUUAAAAGACCAGAAUAUGUGUGUGAUAAACAUAAAAUGAUGCUUGAAAAUUUUAAUAAAAAUGCUUUCAAUAAGCACGAACUUAAUAUGCCAGCAGAAAUAAAUCGAUACAAUCAUCCUGAUGGAUAUAUUAUGAAUGAUAAUAAAAUAUAUAAUUUGGAGUCGAAGGAGAAAUUAAUAUCAAAUCUAAGAAAUGAGAAAUAUUUUUAUAAUUAUGAUUUAAGUAAUGAAGAAUAUGAGCAAAAUGAAUAUGAAAAUGAUAUUGACGAUAGUUAUAUUGGAGGAAUGAGAAAGAGAAAUAAAAAUGAACAUUUUCAAGACCACAAUAUGUUCAACAGAACAUUUGUAUUGCCAAAAAGGAGAAUUAUACAUUCGGAUUUAGUUCAUCAUUUUAAUAAAAAUAAAUUAGAAGAAAUGCAUGAAGAAAAUAAUCAAUAUUAUAUGUACAAUACAUAUAAUUUAAAUAAAAAUAAUGGACGAAAAAAAAACAGUUUUCCAGUAGCAAAUAAUUAUAAUUUCGAUAUUAAAGAUGAAUAUAAUGGCAACAAUAUAAAACAAAUUUCAGAAAAUGACGAUAAAAUUGCUAGUAUUGGGAAUAAUAAUGAAAAUAAUAACGAAAAUAAUAAUAAAUAUUAUGAUGAUUAUUAUAAUACAGAUGAUAAUGAAGACGAUGAGUAUAAUAAUAGUUCUCUUUGCAAUAAAAAUGAGUUGGAAAAAAUAUCUCAAAUUGAAAAUAUAAUAUCUAGAAAGAUGAGAUCAAAAAAAAAUAAUGAUCCUAACAAUUGUUUGAAUGAACCAUAUGAUGAUGAUGAAAGUGAGUUAUAUAAUAAUAUUGAAUUUGAUCGAAUUAAAAUUGAUAAUAUUCUUGCUGGUACAAUAAAUUUAGAAGAUAAAAAUGAAAAUUUAAUUAAUAAUAUACUAGAAUUGGAAAGAAGGAAAUAUACAAUUAACUGUAUUAUAGAUACAUUACGAAAGGAAAGCAAAACUGAAUAUAAGAUAGAUAGCAAAACAGAGUUGAAAAAUAAAAUUAAUCCAAGCAUUUAUGAAUUAUAUUCAGAUAAAUCUAAUUAUAAUAUUUAUAAUACAAAAAUGUGCGUAAAUUAUUUUCUUGAUGAAAAAAUACAUUCGCCUGAAAAUAAAGAAUUUAUACAAAAAUUUUUUGUUGAGAAAAAUACUAAAAAUGUUUAUUUUGUACAAGUGUUUAAAAAUAAAAAUAAGGGCCGAAAGAAUAAUAAUAACAGCUCUCGUGUGAAUUUCAAAAUGGAUGAUAACAGUGAAAUUCAUAAUGAUAAUUCUGAAAACAAAAAUAUGAACAUUAACCAAGUUGACAACGAGGAAAAGACACCUGCUUUGCAGCAUUCAAACAAAAUAUUCGAAGACAACUACAAUACUUUUGUUAACAAUAAAUUGAAUGAAAAAGGUUUUAGUGCAUUUACAUCAAAUACAUGUUCUGAGGAUACAAAAAAUCCAAGUGUCGAUUUCUCAGAAAUGUUGGAUAAAAACGAAGAUGAGGAGAAAAGAGACGACAAUGAUGCAAACUGUGGCAUAGAAGAUAAUAAUGCUGAUCAAGAAAAAAUAAAAGAGAAAGUGGAAAAUGAGCGUAAGACAAAUGAAAACAAUGAUAGUAUAAAUAAAUCAGAAUAUUUUAAUUACCAAUUAGGACUAAUAAUAGAAAGAUUUUAUAAAUUUAACAAAGAUAAUAAAAAGAAGGAUAAUUGUGAAGUGGAUAAAAAAGAAACAGAAGAAGACGAAAAAAAGAAGAUGCCUCGAAAUGAAAAUGAUCAAACUUUCCUCGACGAAUAUAAAAUACAUAUUGAAAAAAAUAAAAGAAUCGAAACAAAGGAAGUAGAUCAUCUCGAAAUCAAAGAUACACAGAAAAUUCAAAUGGAUCGAGAUAGGGAUGAUAUCGAAGGAGAAAAGGUAGAAAAUAAAAAUAAUUAUGGUGAUGAAAAAAAAAAUAUAUUGAAUCAAGAAACAAUAGUGCGAAAUCUUGGAGAAGCAAACGAAUUUGAAAUGGUUCAAACUGGUAAAGAAAAAAAAAAAGAUGAAAAGUAUUAUGAGGAAAACAAUUUUUCUUUAGGAGAAAAAAUAAAUAUAAAUGCAAAAAUAGGAAAAAUAAAUGAGAUAGAUGAAAUAGAGGACAUUAGAGAAUAUAAAAGGGAACUAAAUGAAGAUAAUAUAGAAAUUGAAAAAAAUAAAUUAAAAGAUUUAUCUAUACAUCCAAAUUUAUAUGGUAUAACAAAAAAUGAAACAAAUUAUAUGCUUUUUGAGGAUGAAGGAGUUGAUGACGACGAUGAUGAUGAUGAUGAAGAAGAUGAUGAAGACGAAGAAUAUGAAGAAGAGGACGAAGAAGAGGAAGAAAAUAAAACAAUAAUAGAAGAAAUGGAUAAUAUAGAGGAAUAUAACAAAAUUUAUGAUAGCGGUCAAACUAAAAAUAAUAUUGAGCAGGGACAUGUUUUAAAAACUGAAAAUAAUACUAAUUAUGAUAAAUACAAUAUAAACGUAAUUGAUGAACAAAAUAUUAUUAAAGACACAAUGAAGAGUGAUAUCAACAAACAAAAUAUAUCAUUUUGUGAUAAAAAUAAUAUUCUUUUUAAAAAAGAUGACAAUAUUACAGAAAGAAAAGAAGAAAAUGGUGAAUUAAAAAAUAAUAUAGAUAUAAAUAUUGGUAAUUUAGAAAAAGACAAAAGACAAAUGGAAGAAUUUGUAAAUAGUUUUCAAGAAAAUCAAAAUAAAAUGAUGAACGAUUUAAAAAUUAAACCUGAAAAUGAACUUGAAAACUCUGAAAAUAGCAAUAUGAGCUAUAAAAAUAAAGAUUAUAAUAAUGAAUAUACACAUAAUUUUGAUAAAUUUGAAAAAACGAAUGAAUUAAAUAACUACAGAAAUGAAGCUAGCUUAAUGAAUUAUAAAAAUGAAGAAAAUAAUGAUGUAAAAAAUUUGAAAAAUUAUAACAAUAAUACUGAAAAUAGAAAUUUCAAAGGCAAUGGCAAUAUAUGUUAUAAUAACCAUAAUGAUGUUAAUCAAAACAAUAAAAUAAAUCAUGAAAAUAUGAACAUAGAAUUGGAUAUUAAAAACAUACUCAAUAAUGAUAAUAAUAUAUUGAAAAACAUAAACGGAAAAAAUAUAUUUAUAAAAGAUAUGGUAAAUGAAAAUAAUCAGUAUGCACAUGAUUAUUGUGAUAUUGAAGAUAAUGUAAAAUAUAAAAUGUUAGACCAAUCAAAAAAAGAUAAAAUAGAGAUAAUAAAAACCAAAAUAAAAAAAAACAAGAAAUUAACUAAAGAUGAUUUCAAAUUGUUGUCUGAAGUAUUACAUCAUAAAUUCUUAUUAAAUGAAAUAAGUGCUAUUGGUAAUUACAAAGUAAAUUAUAAAAAUUCCUAUGGUAUAUUGGAGAUUGAAGAAUAUAAAUUACAAAAAGAAAUGCAAAGUAUGAUUUGUGAUUGUUUAUCCAUUGGAUUAACAACACAUGAAAGAGAGUUUUUACAUGAGUUUCAACUUUUUAUGCCCGAUGUAAAUAUUAUGGAUGAUAAACAUAUUCUAUAUAUAUUGAGACAUUCAAAAGAUGAGCAAAAAUGCAUUUUUAUGUCCUUUUUAGAGGAAAACAAAAUUGCCUUGUAA